CUGGUAUGUACCAGUCAUAUCGCAAAUCUUCUUGGCACUCGGUACUAUCAUGGUUUUCAUCCGUUUGCUUGGCUAUUUGGAUGUCACUGCCACGUUUGGGCCACUGGAAUAUUCCCUGUGGACAGUUGCGAAGGAUGUUGGGUACCUGAUAUCUGUGUAUGUUUUCGUUUCUGUGGCCUUUGCCAGUGGGAUGACCAAAGUGUACAACACUGGUGCAGGAGGUGGGAACCUGACCAGUCUGAAUGCACUUUGGACCAACAAUUCAACAAGCACUGAUGAGUUUACAGGAAUCAGUGCUAUGUUCCUGAACCUGCAGUGGGCUGUGUUUGGUCUCCAGCGACACAACAUUUUCCUGAGUAGUUACCUGCCGACUCACAUCCUCUGCAAGGUUCUCCUGGCCGUGUUCCUACUGACCAACCUGGUGGUGGUCAGUCUGUUGAUUGUCCGUCUGGUGUCCAGUGUCACAACGACUCAAAAGGAAAAAACUCUACUACAACGGACACACGCCAGAGCCAGAUUUAUCCUUGAGUACCAGGACAUUAGAGACCUUCCAGUUCCAUUCAACAUCCUCCAUUUCGUAUGGCUGGGUAUAAAGCCCAUAGUGUUGAGGUGCAAAAAAACUUGUUCCCGAGUGACCUGCACAUGUAAUGCCACCAUCUGCAGACGUUGGUGCAACAAACGUAAAGCAGAGAAGGCCAAGAAGGCAUGGUCAAGCUACUUUGGGGAGGGUAAUGUAUUUCAAGCAGACAAAGUUGACGUAAGUGACAUCAUGCGGCAGAUGGUUGCGCACUACCAGAAGACACUCCAGAGUCAUGUGUCCGUCGAGGACAUGGACAUAGCAGUGGACACUCAUCUCCUAGCUGUGGAGGAAGAAACAAAGGGUCUGAAGAAGGAGGUGGAAGACAUCUUCACAGGUUUGAGGAGCAACAAGGCUGCCCUGGAGACAAAUCUGGAGACACUUCAAGCUCAGAUCAGACGAUAGACUACGAAGGAAGUGAACAGGGUGGGAUGAAAUACUGUAUACUGUAAGCCUGUAUGGUUGAAGUAUAGUAGCUGACCUGACCACAAUCAGGGCUCGAAAU
Branchiostoma floridae (Florida lancelet) is the source of this 1082-nucleotide messenger RNA. RefSeq names its product short transient receptor potential channel 1-like. The transcript is spliced from 7 exons. Gene Ontology annotation, cellular component: membrane; cation channel complex. Gene Ontology annotation, molecular function: inositol 1,4,5 trisphosphate binding; store-operated calcium channel activity. Gene Ontology annotation, biological process: manganese ion transport; regulation of cytosolic calcium ion concentration; calcium ion transmembrane transport. Bases 50 to 982 code for a protein of 310 amino acids. Lineage: Eukaryota; Metazoa; Chordata; Leptocardii; Amphioxiformes; Branchiostomatidae. The record is from RefSeq and is a predicted model, not a curated record.